Messenger RNA from Rhodotorula graminis WP1, 591 nucleotides. RefSeq lists its product as uncharacterized. Gene Ontology annotation, molecular function: heme binding. The transcript has 7 exons. The record is from RefSeq and is a predicted model, not a curated record. Gene Ontology annotation, cellular component: intracellular membrane-bounded organelle; endoplasmic reticulum membrane. Bases 28 to 420 code for a protein of 130 amino acids. NCBI's taxonomy places the organism in Eukaryota, Fungi, Basidiomycota, Microbotryomycetes, Sporidiobolales, Sporidiobolaceae.
GCACUCCUCGAGAGAGACGAGCCAGCCAUGUCCGAGACCAAGCAGUAUACCUGGGACGACCUCCGCACCGAGGGCGCAAAGUCCAAGGACGGCCUCCUCAUGCUCAUCCACGGCAAGGUGUACGGCAUCUCCAAGUUCCUCGACGAGCACCCGGGCGGCGACGAGGUCCUCUUUGGCGAGGCAGGGCGCGACGCGACCGAGGCGUUCGAGGACGUCGGCCACUCGGACGAGGCGCGCGAGAUCCUCGACAAGUACUACGUCGGCGAGGGCCCCGAGGGCACGGCCAAGGGUGCCGCACCGGCAAAGUCGGCGCGCGAGGCGGCGGGCAAGGCAGAGGGCGGCGGCUUCACCUACCUCCUCCCCUUGGCCGCCAUCGCCGCCUGGUUCGCCUACAAGUUCUACUCGUCCAAGGACCAGUAGACUCGCUCUCGGUAGACGUCGACCGGCUCGGUGGCCCCCCCUUUGUCGUUUCCUUCCCUCCUCUUUCCCUUUCUCCUCUCGCAGUAGUACCCUUGGCCCUCCCCUUCCCCUCUCCCACACACUCUCUCUCGGUCCACUCCAGGGCGGUAUAGCAACCUCGUUUGUCGCAUC